AUGCCUGAAUCAAAUCUAGGGGGCCAUACUUCCGAAUUGCUUCUACUGAUGAGAGACUUUGAUUUUGAGCAAAGCGGGAUUAAGACUGUGCAUGCUGUGAUCGGCUCUGAUGGUGAUAUUCUUAGCGAAAAAAAAUUACUGGAGCAAAAGUGGAUUCGGUCUAUCCAUAAAAUUACCCGGGGACGUUUUGUCGGUGGUUCGCUGCUCAGCAGCAUCCCACAUCUGUUACAGCUCCUCCUGCAAUCAAUAUGGCUUGCAAGAAAAAUCUUUUGCACAGAAACAAUAGUGAUUUGCAAUGGCCCUGCCAUUUGCGUGCCACUUGCCAUAAUUGGAUCGCUGCUACGAGCGACUACUGGAAAUAGAUAUCCCCUCGUCAUAUACGUCGAAUCGUUUGCACGAGUAUGUAAUCUAUCGAUAUCGGGGCGUAUCCUUUAUUGGUUCGCUACGAAAUUCAUCGUUCAAUGGCCGCAGCUGCAGAGCAAAUAUAGCCAAGCGGAAUAUUUGGGGGUCUUAAUAUAA
Messenger RNA from Mitosporidium daphniae, 519 nucleotides. RefSeq lists its product as uncharacterized. The record is from RefSeq and is a predicted model, not a curated record. Gene Ontology annotation, biological process: dolichol-linked oligosaccharide biosynthetic process. Gene Ontology annotation, cellular component: UDP-N-acetylglucosamine transferase complex. The transcript has 3 exons. The coding region runs from base 1 to 519 and encodes 172 amino acids. NCBI's taxonomy places the organism in Eukaryota, Fungi, Microsporidia.